UUAUUUGAAAACRGCUAGUGCUAAGUACGGAGUUGGAUUUUGGCGCCCUGGUUCUGGGAUUAUUCAUCAAAUAAUUCUGGAAAACUAUGCAUUUCCCGGAUUGUUGAUGAUUGGCACAGACUCUCACACGCCUAAUGGCGGUGGACUUGGUGGAUUGUGUAUUGGAGUAGGUGGUGCGGACGCUGUUGAUGUGAUGGCAAAUUUUCCAUGGGAGUUGAAGUGUCCUAAAAUUAUUGGAGUCCAUUUAACUGGUAAAAUGAAAGGAUGGACAACACCAAAGGACGUCAUCCUUAAAGUGGCAGAUAUUUUGACAGUCAAAGGAGGAACCGGUGCUGUAAUUGAAUAUCACGGUCCAGGAGUUGAUAAUAUAUCAUGUACAGGUAUGGGUACCAUUUGCAAUAUGGGAGCUGAAAUUGGAGCCACYACCAGUUUAUUUCCAUAUAAUCACCGAAUGGCGAAUUAUUUAAAAGCUACUUCACGUAGUGAUAUUUCAGAAGAAGCUGCAAAGUAUAGUGAAUCAUUGUUGACUCCUGACAAAGGCUGUCAUUAUGACCAGGUAAUCYUUUGUACUUGUACUAAUACAAUACCACGCUAASAUGUYGUUGUUUUAUCAUUGGUGUAGUUAAUUGAACUCGAUUUAACAACAUUGGAACCUCAUGUCAAUGGACCAUUUACACCAGAUCUCGCUCAUCCUAUUUCAA
Molecule: messenger RNA, 701 nt
Organism: Diuraphis noxia (Russian wheat aphid)
Lineage: Eukaryota; Metazoa; Arthropoda; Insecta; Hemiptera; Aphididae
Product: putative aconitate hydratase, mitochondrial
Biological process (GO): tricarboxylic acid cycle
Cellular component (GO): cytosol; mitochondrion
Molecular function (GO): aconitate hydratase activity; 4 iron, 4 sulfur cluster binding
Source: RefSeq, a predicted model, not a curated record